Messenger RNA from Trametes versicolor FP-101664 SS1, 795 nucleotides. Its product is annotated as SURF1-domain-containing protein. The transcript has 4 exons. NCBI's taxonomy places the organism in Eukaryota, Fungi, Basidiomycota, Agaricomycetes, Polyporales, Polyporaceae. Gene Ontology annotation, cellular component: mitochondrion; membrane. Gene Ontology annotation, biological process: mitochondrial respiratory chain complex IV assembly. The coding region runs from base 1 to 795 and encodes 264 amino acids. The record is from RefSeq and is a predicted model, not a curated record.
AUGCUCGCGACCGAGGGCACUUCGCAGACAUACAAGGCCAAGCGUGAACCGCUGGUCACCCCCACGAUGGUCUUGAUUGGGAUCAUGCCAAUUUUCACGUUCGCGCUUGGGACGUGGCAGGUGCAACGUCUGAAGUGGAAGGUCGCGCUCAUUGACGAGCUCGAGGAGAAACUGGAGCGCGAGCCCAUGCCUCUACCUCCCCAAAUAAAUCUCGCAGCACUUCCCGACUUUUCCUUCCGCAAGGUAGUGCUGAAAGGCCACUGGGAUAACGCCCAUGCCAUCCUUCUGGGCCCUCGAGUACGAGACGGCACCAUCGGUUACCACCUCGUAGUGCCAUUCGUUCGCACCGAUGGCUCUACUGUGCUCGUCGACCGCGGCUUCGUUAGCAAGGACCUUGCGCAGACUGCGAAGCAAAACCAGAGCACCGUACAAGGAGAGGUAGAAAUACUUGGCAUGCUGCGCACCGCGCAGCCGCGGAACUCGUUCACGCCAGAUAACCUCCCCGACGAAGGCAAAUGGUAUUGGGCGGAUGUGGACGCUAUGGCUGCGCAUGCGGGCGGUGAAGCGUCAGGGGUGCAGCCUGUCUUCAUCGAGGAGGUCUUCGAGGGCCAUGCUGGGGACGCAUCUUCACGAAUAUCGCAUGGUUAUCCUGUGGGCAGAUCACCUACGGUGGAUGUCAGGAACUCGCAUGUCUCGUACAUCGUCACCUGGUAUUCGCUCUCGGCAUUUACAACUGUCAUGUUCAUACGUUUACUUUUGAAACGUCGUCAAGCUCUGGCGCGUCUUCCUCGGUAG